Messenger RNA from Dermacentor silvarum, 1938 nucleotides. RefSeq lists its product as uncharacterized. Lineage: Eukaryota; Metazoa; Arthropoda; Arachnida; Ixodida; Ixodidae. The coding region runs from base 427 to 1854 and encodes 475 amino acids. The record is from RefSeq and is a predicted model, not a curated record. The transcript is spliced from 10 exons.
CGAUGAGCACGUCUCCGUCCGAACGGCACGAGCCCUCGAGGCGCGUGACCCGAGCCGUGAUCGAGGUAGGAGCGUCGCUGAGCUGGCAUUAUCGACGUGGCUCUCGGCCAAGAAGGUUGUAGCGUCAACUUCGCACUGGCGGACGGCAGCCAUAGAGGUUCGGUCAAGUCCGUGACGCUGGCAGUCCAGGGUGUGGCCGUCGACCUCGGCGACUUUCGAGGGAGGCUCCUGGGACCGGCUCGUCGGCACUCGAAGAAGAAACGAGGCGGGAGCAGCAGCGGAACCUGGAGUUAGGCCUAACCUGUGGGGCCUGGUUGCCACGUCACCGACGGCGUUCGGGACACCAGCAGCAGACACGCUUCGGACUUGGAAGAUGUGCGACAACAAAAGACAGCUUGAUUCCAUGUACUAGUGGGUCUGCUGGGCAUGGGCAUCGUGUUGACCUUAUGCGGGCUGACAGUCGCCUCUCACUACGACCUGACCGAUUUCACCAAGGCUGCUAUCAUUGUGGUACAAGGAUUGGCGGUCUCGCUUCACGUCUUUGAAAUGCUCAUGAUGAGCCAAGAUAUUGGGGAACGAGGCACUGACAGACGGAGUCCCGAGCCAGCACCUGCUGCAGCCACUGCGUCUACAUUGAAAGACUCGCCAUCGAGGAUGACCCAGCUUGUAUACAACCAAUCAGACCUCAUCAUGUUGAUAACCCUUGUGCUAGAGUCACUUGGCUUCAUCAUUGUUAGCCAGAAGGUGGUGAGCAAAGCGUACAUCCUGCUUAUUCAGUGGAGCUUCGCACUGUUGGUGGCGUGCCGGACCAUCAAGACUCUGCAGAAAAGAUUGCCACAGGUGCUGUUGGAGCUUGUCUGGGACCUUAUAGACAACAUGAGGACCAAGAAAAUUUUUAGUGCCUAUGACAUCGGCUGGGCCUUUAUCUCGGCAGAAGACGAGACCAUCGCCAAGACGAACACCUUUUGCAAGAAUACAGAGCUGGCCAACAACAUUCGGGACUCGUGCAGGCGCAAUAAACUGCAGAUGCUCCUGAAAAUGAUGGACAUCCAACAUAAGUGCCCGGAUGUUAAAGUGGCCACAACAGCUAGCAAGGUGGUACGACGGGCACUGAGAAAGGCAUACGACGACCUAGGAGACCUGCACGAGUGUUUGAAGAUUGAUGACAUGCAGUUCCAGGCACUAAAACAGGAACUGGUACGGAUGCUGCAGAGUGAAGACCGCAUGCCCACAAAUUUCAUUGUGGGCCACACGGUGCACUGCGUCCUACUCAGCAUCACUUGGCUGCCCUGGGAAGAGGUGAUCAACAUUCACAAGGUUUAUGGCACAGCGAACCGAGCGAGAGAUCAUGAAGGACGUCUUCAGAAUGCCGACACAAACGAAUAUUUUUUUGGCCAAGGGCCAUUUGUCGACUAUCUACUGCCCACAGAGUGUAUCGGAAUGAUUGGAUUCCUCACAGACCAACCGUCUGUCUGCGAGGCAGUCUGCGAGACCGAUGUUGACGUGGUCAAAUUGCCGAUGACGGUUCUUGAAGAAAUGAAUGAGCAAAAUCCCGACCCACCUACGGUCAUAUACCGCAUGUGGUUUACGGUGGCCGUGCGCAUCGCACUCGGCGUUCUCAUCAAGCACAAGGGGUACCAGGUGCCGGCCAUUGAACGUCACUCACACGUACGGAGGCGUCGUCACAAUCUUGAUCUCGAACUUACUUCCAACAAACUUCAAGAAACCUUACGAUAUGCUCAAGCAACAGCAGGCUUGAUGUUUGCUCCCUGGCUGAGGUCGACUGGAACUCACUCGCGCCAAACUUCUAACUUCUUUUUAUGUUUACAUUCUGACACACGAGUGCUUUCGUGACACACGAAACUCAGUCUUGAUUUAUUUUUUUUUUAUUUUUUAUGAAUUUGUUGGCUGUUCACUGGUGAAAGUCAAUUAAAUGCU